Molecule: messenger RNA, 954 nt
Organism: Cordyceps fumosorosea ARSEF 2679
Lineage: Eukaryota; Fungi; Ascomycota; Sordariomycetes; Hypocreales; Cordycipitaceae
Exons: 1
Coding region: 1-954 (317 amino acids)
Source: RefSeq, a predicted model, not a curated record
AUGCCUCGAAAAUCUGUGAGGCGCGCCUCUACGACACAGAGGGGUAACCAGCCGACACGCGCGCAGACAUCGGCAGAGCUAACAAGCGUCAACCCUUCGUUCGCAACUGGCUCUGCCACGGAGACUGAAGAAGUUAUAGCCUCUAUUGCUUCAUUGACACUUGACACACCCCUUCGCACAUUUCAAAAGCCAAAGCCAAAGGCUCCAGAGAAGACAUUCCCGCUUCUGUCCCUGCCAUCGGAGCUGCGAAUCAAGAUUUACGAAUACUUUUUUGCCGACAUCACUGAGGUCUUGGACUUGACACGAGAGAACCAUAAGCGCAUUCACAAAAGACUGGGCCUGAUGCGGACUUGCCGGCUCAUUAGCAAUGAAGCGACACACCUCUUUUACAGCACUCGAACCUUUCGCCUCUUCCCUACGAGUACCGGCCGGUACUUCAAGACAAAGAAGCCUCUUUUGGCCCGUCUUUCCGCCAGACAGCGACAAUGCCUGACCAAGAUUGAGAUGCGCCUUGGACCUGGCUGGAGCGCGCCACCCCCUGGAUGGGUCGUCAAUGCUGCUCUCGGGCUAAAGGACUGCAUUCACGUCCACACUCUAUCCGUCUAUGUUGAGGUCGACCCGAGUGACAACAUCUUUAACAAUUUUCGCCGCGCGGAUGGCUUUUACGAGGAAUUCAGUCGAAAACUGCUGGCAGAAACCCUGAAAGGUCUGCCAGCGGUUCGCACUAUUGAAUUCGACGCAUACGAAAGUGUGCAGAAGAGAGGCGCAAUGAUGCGAUCUCUCUUCAGCAUUGCCACCGCAUCAGACAAGGUCAUCACUUGGGGCCCUGAUCGCGGAUGGGUUGGUGCACCGGAAGAUGAAGAACCGCCUACCAAAAAUGGCGUCCCGAACCGAUAUCUGGAUAGUAUACCUAUUACUGGAUUCACAGCGCAAAGCUUUGUUGCUGUUGCGUAG